AUGAGCAUCACGGACCUUCUGAGCGCGGACGACAUCGCAGCGGCCCUGCAGGAGUGCCAAGACCCAGAUACUUUUGAACCCCAAAAAUUCUUCCAGACGUCAGGCCUCUCCAAGAUGUCGGCCAGCCAGGUGAAGGACGUUUUCCGGUUUAUAGACAAUGACCAGAGUGGAUACCUGGAUGAACAUGAGCUGAAGUUUUUCCUCCAGAAGUUUGAGAGCGGUGCUAGAGAACUGACUGAGUCAGAAACCAAGUCCCUAAUGGCUGCUGCAGAUAAUGAUGGAGACGGGAAAAUCGGGGCUGAAGAAUUCCAAGAAAUGGUGCAUGCUUAGAAGCCCCAGUCUACGGAGAGCGAGAACAGACGGAUCGGAAGGACAGCUGGAGGACCUCCGAAGCCCCAGGAAUGGGAAACCCCAC
Orycteropus afer afer is the source of this 415-nucleotide messenger RNA. It is a transcript of the gene OCM, whose product is annotated as oncomodulin. NCBI's taxonomy places the organism in Eukaryota, Metazoa, Chordata, Mammalia, Tubulidentata, Orycteropodidae. The record is from RefSeq and is a predicted model, not a curated record. Gene Ontology annotation, molecular function: calcium ion binding. Gene Ontology annotation, cellular component: cytoplasm; nucleus.